AUGGAAAGGCUGCUCGAGUCGGGAAAAGCGCGCGCGAUAGGCCUUUCCAACUUCAAUAUUCUCAAGACGAAGCAGAUUCUGGACGUAGCGCGGAUUAUUCCGGCCGUGAACCAGGUGGAAAUCCAUCCAUACUUUCCCCAGCGGGAGCUCCUGGAAUUCUCGUCGAGGCAUGGGAUCAUUCUGAUGGCUCACCAGCCGCUCGGCGGGCGGCCGGUCCCGGUGGUUCGAGCCCACAGCGACGAACCGUUCCCAACCGAAGACCCCACGAUUCUCCGCGUUGCCAUCGAAUGCGGGAUGACACCGGCACAAGUUUGCCUCUCCUGGGCUGUCCAGCGUGGCAUUCCGGUGAUCCCGAAAUCCGUUCAAGAAGAACACAUGAAGCAGAACCUGCAGCUGAAGAGGUUGCCGGACGAUGCUUUCCGUGCGGUCGACGAUAUCACGUUGAAGCGCCGACCCAUCCGAUUUCUGGAUCCCAGCCGUCACUUGGGGUUUGAUAUUUUCGACGAGGACAAUGACCAGCCCUUCAAGCGAACAAGCAAGGGGGUAGCCAAUUUUCUGCGAAUUGAGACGGGGAACCAACUGAGUCUCCUGCAUAUGCAUCAGGCCAUUUUUGAAUCUUCAGAGCAUGAAUUCCUCGCCGCCACUGCGAGCCAGAUGGACCAGUCGCAGAAGAGAUCCUUUGCUGGGUUCCUGUCUCGCUCUGGCACCGAGAAGUCCGUCCAGCGGGGCUUCGUCCGCACCGAUACUGCGUCGUCCUUCCUCUCCGUCGCGGCUUCUUCCCUCGACCUCUCCGACGACGAGAAGGGCCCGCUUGGCUUAACCACGCUGUACGAGCCACCACCACCUGCAACUCCGGUUGCGGAUAUAGUCUUCAUACACGGCUUGGGCGGAGGCAGCCGUAAAACAUGGUCGUACUCGCCGGACCCUCCCCAUUACUGGCCGCAAAGUUGGCUUCCGCAGGACGAGGACUUCGCUGACGUCCGAAUCCACACCUAUGGCUACAAGGCCGACUGGGGCGGUCGCCGCCAGUCCGUCCUGGACACCCACGACUUUGCGCAAUCGCUCCUGGGUGCUCUCCGAAACCACCCGGCAGUUCGACGAAGUCGCACUCGCAUCAUCCUCGUCGGGCACAGCAUGGGCGGUUCUGUCGCCAAGAAGGCCUACAUCCUUGCGCGGCAGGACCCGACAGCAGCAGACCUGGGCGCACGAGUGCAUUCCAUGUUCUUCUUGGCGACUCCCCACCGCGGCUCCGACAUGGCCACGGUUCUCGAGAACAUGCUGGCGGUCGCUUGGGGGCACAAGCGCUUCGUAUCAGAUUUGGCACCCAACUCGGCGGCACUGACAGCCAUCAACGAUGCGUUCCGCCAUUUUGCGCCCGAGUUGCGUCUGUGGUCGUUCUACGAAACCUUGCCGACGCGGGGCGUGAAUCGAAUCGUGGUCGAGCGUCACUUGGCAACGCUGGGGUACCACAACGAGGAAGUUGCGUCUAUGGACGCCGACCAUCGCCAUGUGUGCAAAUUCGACACCCCGGCGGACCCGAACUACAAGGUGCUACGGAAUGCUCUGGUCAGCGCCCUUGACAUGAUUAGGUCGACCUCAAGGGCGGACCCGGAGCGGUCCCACGGGGCCGGUGGCGAACGAGACCAUCCUGGCCUGCAUCAGGCACCCUCCGUGUCAGCGGCCGAAGCCACCGCGAUCGUGCGCUCUUUCCUCGGAGUGCGGGAGCCGCUUGAGGGCGACCUGGCAACCCUCCAGGUGUUGAAGCAGCCGGGGUCCUGCGAAUGGUUUACCAAGAAGAGCUGCUUUACGGCGUGGCGGGAUGGCACGGCACCGGGAAUCCUCUGGCUUGUCGGGCGACCGGCUGCUGGGAAAUCAGUCCUGGCUUGCCAUGUCAUCGAGCAGUUGACCCCUCCGCAUGCCCUUUGCAGUUACUUCAUCUGCAAACAUGCAAAGGCUGGAGAAUCCACGCUGAGCGAGUGCUUCCGCUCGCUCGCGUUCCAGAUGGCGAUCCAGGACACCGCGGUGAUGGGGGCUCUUCUGCAGCUCGCGCGGGACGACCUGAGUUGGGACAAGAGUGACGAGUCGAGUGUUUGGCGGCGCCUGUUCACGAACUGCAUCUUCAAGCUACCAUCUCUUGGGAAGCACUUCUGGGUGAUAGACGGCCUGGACGCGUGCAGCAGUUUUGGUGCGCUUUUCACGAAGAGGCUACUUGCCAGUCUUCCACAACACCUACGAUUGUUCGGCACAAGCCGCAACCUCGAGGAGAUUGAGCGCGGUCUUGCCUCACUGGGCGCCAGCCGUGCCAGUGUGCAGGUUUUGUCCGAUACCGAUACAAUCGAGGAUAUGCGACUCUUCUUGUCCACAAGGCUAAGUGAACUCGGCCGCCCAGAAACAGCAGAGGAUCGCGAGCGCAUGUGCGAGAAGAUACUGAGAAAGGCCACCGGUUCCUUUCUUUGGGCUCGGCUGGUGCUGCAGGAAUUCGAGGACGCUUGGACAGAAGAAGCCAUGGAUGCCAUUCUGCGCGAAAUUCCAGCCGAUUUGUCCGCUCUGUACGCCCGGGUGGUGCAAUCCAUCCAGGCGGACCGGCGGAAACUGCCCCUGGCGAAGUCCAUUUUGACUUGGGUUGUUCUUGCCAGUCGCCCAUUGACGGUCGACGAGUUACGGUGCGCGGUCAAGCUCGAUACCAAUCAGACCCUUCAAAACGCGGCCAAGGCGAUUCCGGACCUCUGUAGCCAGCUGGUCUUCAUCGAUCAGCACGACAACGUGCACAUGAUACACGAAACCGCGCGAGAGUUCCUGCUUACCGAAACGGGUGAGCUGCCGCCCUCAAUGCAGAAGAAGCGCGACCACACCCGGGUCGCAUCUUUGCUGCUCAAGUACUUGUCAAGCGGCGUGCUAAAACCGUUGCAAGGCAAAGCCCACCACGGCAGCGGCCGCCCUCGUGGCUUCGCCAAGCCUGCCGUAACCGCGGCACCAGCCGAUACAUCUUUGCUCGAAUACGCAUGCGCCUUCUUCUCUGAGCACCUCUACCGGGCCACAUCGUCGGACGAUCCCUUGAUGGACGAGCUAUCCGACUUCCUCGGCACCAACAACGUCCUCUCCUGGAUUGAGCAUAUUGCCGCCGGCGGCGACCUUACACCGUUAAGUCGCACAGCCAUGAACCUCCGCGAAUACCUUGGCCGGCGCAUGAAGUACGUGCCGCCAACCGACAGAUCCGUUCAGCUUGUUGACGGCUGGGCCACGGAUCUCAUCCGGGUUGCCGCCAAGUUCCGUGCCCAGCUCUUGGACUGCCCGUCGUCAAUCCACUCUCUGAUCCCUUCCCUGUGUCCAGCUGAGUCGACAAUCUCGCGGACAUCGAGCAAGGAUGCGCGGCAGUCGUCAUUUGCCUCCACCCUGACUGUCAAAGGUCUCCCGCCAGGUUCUUGGGACGACUGCCUCAUCCGGAUGGAUUUCCACAAAGGCCAGACGACAGCUGUGCGCCAUGGUGUACGCUACUUCGCUAUUGGGCUGUCCACCGGCCAGAUUUCUCUCUACGACCCCACUUCCAUUCAGGUCCUACAUGAGUUGAAGCACCAAGAGCGCGUCAGAAUUUUGGAAUUCAGCCCAGAUGACCUGCUCCUUGCUUCGUGUGGCACCAAGCACAUUACUGUCUGGGACCCAAAGGCCGGGACUAUGGUAUCCUCAUUUGAGCUGCACUCACCGCCGUUAGCGGUUACCUUCGUUGGGGUCGACGAGCUCCUCGGGGCGUUCCGAUCGUGCGAGCUGAUCAAAUGGAACUUGCAGACGGAGGAACAAGAGUGCAUUUCAUGGAAACAAGUCGGUUCUCAGGGAGGAAGCGGGACGUACGACGCUCCGGAAGGUAUCGUCCCGGCUUCUCCACCCUCCGUUGCUGCCUUCCUCACGAUCGACGGCGAAGUUCUGCUUGCUGUUGGCUACCGUGCCCACCCGAUUCUCGUGUGGAACGCUCUCGACUUACAACUGCUGGGGUUUUGUGAGCCCGACAUCGCCAACAACGGAAUCGACACCAUGGUGUUCAACCCAAAUCCGGAGGUCCCGGCCCUGCUGGUCGCUUUGCAGGGCGGCAGCCUGUGCAUUUUCAACUAUGUGACUAUGGAAAUGCUGUGCCGACGGCCGGAUGUCUACGCCAACAGCGUUGCCUGUUCACCCGACGGCCGCACGGUUAUCAUUGGCAGCAGCCAGGGCCUCAUCGAGGUCUUCGAGCUUGAGCAGGACCAUAACGGUGCCGCCACCACCCUGAAUCUCAUUUAUCGCAGCAACCACCCUCUAGAUGGACGGAUUGUGGGUGUCGCGUUCAGUGCUGAUGGCCUCCGCUUUGUCGAUGUGCGCGGGCAGCAGGGGCGUGUGUGGGCACCGGCCGCCUUGCCGACGCGAGGCAUGCUCGACGGUCUCGCGGACCCCGUAAUCACGACGCAUCUUAUUCCCUCCGCGGACGGCAAGUUCAUCGUCGCCGGUAAGAGCAACGGCGAUGUGGUCCUUUUCUCUACCGCGGAUGCCGCGCAGGCAGGCAUCUUGUACCGGCAUGCCCGCGACGCAUCGAUCGUCAGUAUCAGCUUUGUCGAGGCUCGGAAUCUCCUGAUCUCCGCCGACAUAGCUGGCCGCGUCUUGGCAGUGCAACUGCAUGCACCGCUGUCCGAGGCUGCGGCAAGUUCAGACACGGAGAGAGUUUCCGUCCUGCUUGACCAAAGGUUUGGUGGAGCGAUUGCGAGUUUGCUCACGAAUGCGGCUGGAAAUCGUGUCCUUGUGAGCGGCCCCUUUUUCGACCAGUUAUGGGAGCUUCCAUCAGGACGAAUAUUCCUUCCUAAGGGCGCCGCUGGCGCCGAGCUUGCGGUCACAGGCACAUCGGUGCCGCCGCGUCCGGUAUCCCCUGCGCCCAAUGCAGCGGCUGCGGUGACCGGGGAUGGCACCACGGCAUCGACAGCCGAGACACGAUCCGCUUUCCAGCACCCCAGCAACCCCGAUUGGUUCGUGCGCGUUACGUCCGAUAUUGCUCGAGUGUAUUCCUGGGCCGACUUCACCGAGCUCACAGCACAGGAAGGCAUUCGCUUGGCGAGAGAACUGGUCGUGGGCUCCGAACACAACCCGCCAUCCCCAACUCCCCCUAACGCCUCUUCAGCAACUGCCAAUGCGUCCUAUCAUCUGGGACCGGGAUUCGUUGUCGAACUUUUCCGGCCAACUGCAUCUUCUUCCGCACGGCUCUACUUGUGGCCCGCAGCCGAGUUUGAUCCCUCCCGCCCGGAAUCCGUCGCUCGACCGGCGAGCGAGCCCAACCUAGCUGCCGUUGGUCCAGCCGUGCUGUCAAUACUUCGCAUUGUCGGUCCAUCAACCCUCCUAUUUUUGGAUAUCAGGCUGUGGGUGUGCAGCGUAGAGCUACACUCCGUGACCAACACGACAUCGGCUGGCACUCUGUUCCGGCCGGUUGGCUUUGGAAGGAUGCCGACUUCGACCUCUACGCCCGCGGCAGCAACUGCCCCUCGGCCUGACCCGCGGCUGGUGGCCCCUGUGGCGAGAGAGCCGGCAUUCCACGCCCGCCGGCAUUUCUUCGCGUUGAGCGAGUGGCGCACGGCGAGCGGAGAAUUGCGGUGCAGUGUGGCAUUCGCUUCGCCAUCGCCAAGUCGGGGUGGUAAUACAGCAGGGCGGGAUAUUGUUGCAUUUGCCAAUGGGCAUCGGCUUGUCGUCAUCCAUGGCGGGUUGGAGUUUGCGGAAGACGUUGUUGCUUCGGUGUCCAUGUCAGGCGUCGGCGGCGGUUUGGGCAAUGGGAACACUUCACAGCAUGUUUGGAGUGUUGUAUCCGGGAGUAUGCAUCGGCGUUCAUCCAACUGGUAAGGGAGUUGGCGUUAAAGAGGGCGUUUCCAGCGAGUUGGGAAAGGGAACAAGACCCUAGAUAUUAUCCAGCUUUCGCAAAUGGGAAACAGGGGACGGCAUCGGAACCUAAUUUCGGGGCCGAGGCGGCGCUUGGCUG
Molecule: messenger RNA, 5980 nt
Organism: Thermothielavioides terrestris NRRL 8126
Lineage: Eukaryota; Fungi; Ascomycota; Sordariomycetes; Sordariales; Chaetomiaceae
Exons: 10
Coding region: 1-5844 (1947 amino acids)
Molecular function (GO): protein binding; hydrolase activity, acting on ester bonds; oxidoreductase activity
Source: RefSeq, a predicted model, not a curated record